AUGGCGAUCUGUACUUACAACGCACGUACGCUUGCAUCGGAAGCGGCCAUCGAAGAUCUGAUGAUGCAAGCCAAGAAGAUCAAGAACGACGUCAUCGGACUGACCGAGACGAGACGACGUCACCCUCUCAACGCCGUAUAUGGGACUGGAGAAGAACUGUUCUUAAGAACAUGCGACAGUAGAGGUGUUGGUGGAGUUGGCAUCCUCGUCAACACGAGAACGGCAAAGAACAUCGACACUUUCGAACAACUUACGACCCGAAUCGGACGUCUGCGGAUGAGAAGAUGUGGUCCAACACCAGCUUUGACUACCUUCGUCGCUUACGCUCCAACAUCAAGCUACGAAGAAGUCGAAGCUUUCUAUAUGGGCCUGGAGAAGUUCUACCAAGAAGAUCAUGCCUUCUGCAAGGUCAUAAUUGGCGAUUUCAACGCCAACGUUGGCCCAAGAAGAACGCCGGAGGAACUUCACAUCGGGACCCACGGCCUGCAAUGGGAAGACCAGGGGGAGAGGCUCUCCGAGUUCAUCAUAACGACUAAGACCAUCCAUAGGUACUCGCAAUUCCAGAAGUCCUCCUCUCUACGCUGGACGUGGGAGUCACCCGGUGGAGGGUACCGUAAUGAAAUAGACCACAUCAUUGUCAAUAAAGGGUUCUGCCUGACGGACGUCGCUGUUGUACUAAAGUUCAAUACAGGAUCGGACCAUCGCCUCCUCCGAGGAAGAUUUUCCUUCACAAGAAGGGCAGAGAAAGCCACCAAGUUCAGAGGGAGAAAUCCCAGGACUAUCAUCAACUGGGAUCUCUUCGCUACGUUAGCCGGCUUUUGGGAAGGUUCCGCAAUGGACAACAUCGGCGAGGAAUAUGACCGGCUCGUUGAACACUUUCACGGCUGCGCGAAGAAGGCUAAGAGUUUCAAAACCACCAAGAGACCCCUGUCUCUUGAACUCUUGAGUUGA
Necator americanus (New World hookworm) is the source of this 951-nucleotide messenger RNA. RefSeq lists its product as uncharacterized. Bases 1 to 951 code for a protein of 316 amino acids. Gene Ontology annotation, molecular function: catalytic activity. The record is from RefSeq and is a predicted model, not a curated record. NCBI's taxonomy places the organism in Eukaryota, Metazoa, Nematoda, Chromadorea, Rhabditida, Ancylostomatidae. The transcript has a single exon.